Molecule: messenger RNA, 628 nt
Organism: Stegastes partitus (bicolor damselfish)
Lineage: Eukaryota; Metazoa; Chordata; Actinopteri; Pomacentridae
Product: complement C1q tumor necrosis factor-related protein 5-like
Exons: 2
Coding region: 16-453 (145 amino acids)
Molecular function (GO): protein binding
Source: RefSeq, a predicted model, not a curated record
UCCGAAGCUGAAGUCAUGGCUUAUGUCCCAGGACGUGGAGACAGCUCUCCUCCAUCAGGCACUGUAGCCUUCACAGCCAAGCUAGACAUUGAUGACAGCUACCCCUGUCACUCUGGAGUCCUCAAGUUUCGCAUUGUGCUGGUCAACGAGGGAGGUGGCUACAAUCCUGAAACAGGCAUCUUCAACUGCCCCGUGGAUGGUCUCUAUUACUUCACUGUGCAUGCGUCUGUGUAUGGCCGUGGACAGUGUGCUAUAUACAAGAAUGGAGAGAUAGUGGCAAGUUUGUACCACACCUCUUUGCCUGACAAAUGUAGCCAAGUGGCCAGUACCAGCAGCGUGGUCAAACUGUCUAAAGAUGAUGAUGUCUGGGUGAAUAUCAUGGGUCCAGGCAAAAAUGAUAUCUUUGCAACUGAAGAUAAUGACACUGUAUUUACUGGGUUUCGCUUGGGUUAAUGACAGUCAGUCUCAUGAACCCAUCAGCGUACAUCAAAUGACAUGAUUAUUAUUUUAGGUUAGGUAAUAAUGUAUUGGUUUCAAUCGGUGUGCUUUUGUUGGGUUUCCAUGGUGUUUCCAUGAUAAAUGUGAAACUAUGUAUGUUGCUUUCUGACAGAAUAAAACAAAUAAAAAA